AGGCGCGCCACCCAUGCUGGUUCGUGGUACACGGACGAUGGAAAUGAGCUGGACCAAGAAUUAUCUGAAUGGCUCGAAGCUGUGAGGCCCGCCGAAGACGAGCAUUUCUCGCCUCCCAUCAAGGGAUGCAAGGCGAUCAUAGCACCUCAUGCAGGUUACUCCUACUCUGGGCCGACAGCAGCAUGGGCAUACAAGAGCAUUGAUGUCACUGGAAUCAAGCGCGUCUUCAUCCUCGGACCUUCCCAUCACGUCUAUCUCGACGGAUGUGCGCUGUCCAAGUGCAAGGAGUAUGAAACGCCCAUCGGAAACCUGCCGCUGGAUUUGUCAACUAUCCAGGAACUCAGGGCCACCGGGCACUUCAGUGAUAUGAGUCUGGACACAGAUGAAGAUGAGCAUAGCAUUGAAAUGCAUAUCCCUUAUGUUCGGAAGGUAUUUGAGGGAAUGGAUAUCACAAUCGUUCCAAUCCUCGUUGGGGCUAUCAAUAAAGACAAAGAAGCAUCGUAUGGAAGUCUGCUGGCGCCGUACCUCGCAAGAGAUGAUACCUUCUGCGUGGUUUCCAGUGACUUCUGUCAUUGGGGAACCCGUUUCUCGUAUACCUUUUACUAUCCCGAACCCCCUCCGACCGAGAGGCCAGGAGUUCGAUUGUCUCGGAAUGGCCCAUCGCCGGAUACGCUGUCUACGCAUCCUAUCCAUGCGUCAAUCUCAGCGUUGGACCAUGAAGCCAUAUCUCUUUUGACCAUACCCCCGGGUACGGCUGGCGAAGCUCAUACCGCUUUUGCAGCGUAUCUUGCCAAGACCAAGAAUACGAUAUGCGGCCGUCAUCCGAUAGGAGUCCUGCUAGGCUCACUCACCGCUUUGGAGAAGGAAGGACGUCAACCCACAAUCAAAUGGGUGAGAUACGCACAGAGCAGCAAAUGUUACAAUAUUCAUGAUUCCAGUGUGAGUUACGCGAGCGCGUACGUU
This is a messenger RNA of Gloeophyllum trabeum ATCC 11539, 963 nucleotides long. RefSeq names its product UPF0103-domain-containing protein. Lineage: Eukaryota; Fungi; Basidiomycota; Agaricomycetes; Gloeophyllales; Gloeophyllaceae. The record is from RefSeq and is a predicted model, not a curated record. The transcript is spliced from 7 exons. The annotation marks the transcript as partial.